Molecule: messenger RNA, 440 nt
Organism: Dipodomys spectabilis (banner-tailed kangaroo rat)
Lineage: Eukaryota; Metazoa; Chordata; Mammalia; Rodentia; Heteromyidae
Product: enhancer of rudimentary homolog
Exons: 1
Coding region: 79-393 (104 amino acids)
Source: RefSeq, a predicted model, not a curated record
GUGUGCGGCGGCGGUGUUGGCGGCAGCAGCGGCGGCAGCAGCGGCGGCAGCAGCGGCAGCAGCAAAGCGUUUAGCGCGAUGUCUCACACCAUUUUGCUGGUGCAGCCUACCAAGAGGCCAGAAGGCAGAACUUACGCUGACUAUGAAUCUGUGAAUGAAUGCAUGGAAGGUGUUUGUAAAAUGUAUGAAGAACGUCUGAAGAGAAUGAAUCCCAAUAGCCCCUCGAUUACGUAUGAUAUCAGUCAGUUGUUUGAUUUUAUCGACGAUCUGGCAGAUCUCAGCUGCCUUGUUUACCGAGCUGAUACCCAGACAUACCAGCCUUAUAACAAAGACUGGAUCAAAGAGAAGAUCUACGUACUCCUUCGUCGGCAGGCCCAACAGGCUGGGAAAUAAUUGAGUUGGAAGCAUUAGGGCACGGGGUGGGCUUGGAACCAAGGUGU